Molecule: messenger RNA, 2371 nt
Organism: Girardinichthys multiradiatus
Lineage: Eukaryota; Metazoa; Chordata; Actinopteri; Cyprinodontiformes; Goodeidae
Gene: zdhhc11
Product: zinc finger DHHC-type containing 11
Exons: 11
Coding region: 154-1386 (410 amino acids)
Biological process (GO): peptidyl-L-cysteine S-palmitoylation; protein targeting to membrane
Cellular component (GO): endoplasmic reticulum; Golgi apparatus
Molecular function (GO): protein-cysteine S-palmitoyltransferase activity
Source: RefSeq, a predicted model, not a curated record
AACGUUUCGGCUGAAUCCACGCAGAUUUCUGUAACAUUUCUAACUGAUGCUGCACCUGCUCGGCCGACAACAAGAAACUAAAGGAUAUUAUUAUGCGGUGGAAAUCCUCGUUUGCGAAGAAAGUGCUUUUUGUGGUGGUUUUCUCCCAAAAAGAUGAACUGCUUCAAUCGGAGGUUUAGACGCACAGCUCCUGCACAUGGCAGCAGCAAAAGUGAGCUGGUCCCUUCCAAGACCCCAAGGAUCAACGGAUGGUCGUGGCCCCUUCAGCCCUUGCAAGUGGUUGGGUGGCUGGUGCUCAUUUACCUCACCGUAGUCACCUUUGGGGUUUUUAUCCCUCUCCUGCCUCGGCCUUGGAACACCGUGAGCUAUGCUAUUUCUGGCAUAUCAUUUUUAUUUCAUUUUUUCACCAACAUUGCUACUGUGACUAUAGAUCCAGCAGAUGUGAGCGUUCGGGCAAAAAAGAACUAUUCCACCCCUUUGCCUCUUUUUGACCGGGCAAAACAAGCGCAUGUCAUCCAGAACCUUCACUGUUACCUCUGUGAUGUCAAGGUUGGCCCCGAAGUGAAACAUUGUGGAGUUUGCAACAAAUGCGUGGAAGGCUUUGACCAUCAUUGCAAAUGGCUGAACACCUGCGUGGGUCGGAGGAACUACAGGUUCUUUUUGGGGGCACUCGUCUCUGCCAUCCUAUCAGUCCUUAUACUUAUCGUUGUCAUCUUGUUCAUAUUUGUUCAACAUUACCUGGAUCCGCACAUCUUACGGUCUGCACCACAGUUUGACACAAUGCUGGCGAAUACAACAUGGCUGCUGUUUUUACCAUUAGCUCCGGUAAAGACAAGUUCAGCUGGUCUCCUGACAUUAGCCUUCAUAACAGUCUUGCUCUGCACCAUCUGUCUGAUGCUUCUCAGCCAUUUGCUGGGAUUUCACCUUUACCUGUUUUAUAAAGGCAUAAGCACGUAUGAAUACGUCAAGAGAAGUCGACAGCAAGAAGCCAGAAAACGAGAUUCUGAAGCUAAACAUUCCUGCUCUUCAAAACCUCAUAGCAGCGCUCAAACGAGCCCAGAAGGAUCACAUCAUUGUGAGCCAACGUUAUCAGAGAGUCCAAGUUUCUUCAGAUUUACCAACACAAGUCCACUCUCCAGCAGACUGUCAGACUCUAUAUGUACAGAAGUAACGCUGGAAAACUUUAAGAAGUCUGCAGAAAAAGAGAACAAUUUUAACUAUGGGACAGAAAAUCCCAUGCAGAGUGAAACAAGGGCAAUUUCCAUGAGUGUCAUCACAAGCUGGAAGCUUGACAAUAACGAUGAAGAUCAAGGAACCAGUGAGAAAUCCAUUCCUGUGGCACAGGACCCCCUGGGCAGCUCAGUUAUGACCCCGGAUCCUUCCUAACAGUGACUGACGCCUGAAAAGAGAUGGAUCUGGUACUGUCGGGAACAAGUGACAGCUCGGGUCAGAAUUAUUGGCUUGUGAGCACUGUAAACCUAGUUAGUUAAUUAUCUUCAGAAAUAAUUGCAGCUAGAUUGAUUUGGUAGAAGUAUGAUAGAAAAAACCAUGCAUUCAAAUCAUUGUGAUGCACAAAUCACAAUGAAUCAAGUGCAGAACUUCUGAUACAAAAGUCUUACUUGUAGACCUCAAGAGUACCUCAGCAGUUCUACCUCAGCUUCUAAAGAAGAUAAUCUACUAAUGUGUUUAACUUUAGUAGUGCAGUCUUGCACUUUUACUUCUGUGGGUAGAUGUAUCCGCUUUGGCCUUUAAAUGCCUCUCUGGCCUUUUUGGUUCUCUGUGCAGUGCAGGCUAUGGACCAAACCAUCAGUCCAAAUUUCUCCAGCAGUUUCUUUUUUCUUCUAUCGUCACCACUUAACCUAACAUCCAAAGCUAUUUGUACAAUUAAAUCGACAUCCAUGUGAAUCAGAUGACUCGUUGUGUUUUUAUACAAGUCUUGAUUAACCUAAAUGGUGAAGUAAAGUUAUAACUUCUGUUUGUGUUUUUGUUGCUUUUUAUGAUUUUUGAAAUGUUUUGUCCAGGUUUUUGUAUUUUCAACAAAAUGGGUUAAAUUAUUCUGUUUCAGAAGGUUUUCAAAGAUAAAGGGUCACAUUUUAAAGGGUGCCAGUAAUUCUAACCAGUACUGUGUUUUGAAAAUAUCUUUAAUAAAACUGGAACACCAUGUUUUUUUUCUGCAUAUAGAUGAAGGAUGUUUUGGAUCUUCAACCACGGUUUCACACGUUCUUGAACAGUUUGGAUAUAAGGGGGAUUUUUUUAAACCCUAAAGCGAUCUUUUGUAUGAAUGGUUGUGUAUUUUUUUAUUUCUUUUAGUUUCUUUUACUUGCAUUAUGUGAUUUUUUUCUUUCACUUUAAUUAAAAUAUGUAAAGCUUU